This is a messenger RNA of Medioppia subpectinata, 348 nucleotides long. NCBI's taxonomy places the organism in Eukaryota, Metazoa, Arthropoda, Arachnida, Sarcoptiformes, Oppiidae. The record is from the annotation of a GenBank genome assembly.
AAAGGGUGUGACGACGAGCCGAGACAAGUGGCCACCAGUGGUGGCGCACCUCAUGAGGCGGUGGAGGGGACGGAGCCGUCGGUGACCGCCGUUUCGGACAAUCACUUGAGUUAUAGAGAUAUGAGGAAAGAGUUGCAAACAAUGGACACAGAAUUGGGCCAAAUGUUGGACAACGCGAGGCUAAUGGACGUGAAAGUGGGAGUAUUGGUGGCCGACAUGUCCUCUGGCAUCGAGACAACGGAUCUGUUGCGUAAUAUGUGUCGAGCGAUGGCCACAGAGGCCGACAUCAGUGGCCGACUAAAGGCCGCAAACGACGGCCAGAAAUUGAUGGCCGAAAUACCGAAGAAG